Vanessa atalanta (red admiral) is the source of this 1854-nucleotide messenger RNA. RefSeq lists its product as uncharacterized. Lineage: Eukaryota; Metazoa; Arthropoda; Insecta; Lepidoptera; Nymphalidae. The transcript is spliced from 5 exons. The coding region runs from base 1 to 1854 and encodes 617 amino acids. The record is from RefSeq and is a predicted model, not a curated record.
AUGUCGAAACCAGAACUUAUAGUACCACUACCGGUAUCACCACUUGGAGAUCCAACGACGCAGUUAAUCAAGGAGUUGACCAAACAAAGAGGAUCCCUGAAAGAUUUUAAUCAAGUGCAAAAUAAGCUAGAUGAGGUUCUUCCUGAGUCUCAAAGUGAUGAGCAACUUGACGAGAGGGAAUCGUUUGAAUGUAAGUACUAUGGUAUAUUAGCGCAGGCAAAUUGCAUUUUAGACAUAGAUUGUGAUUCACCUAAUGUACAAAUCAGUGAAGACAGUUUGAGUGUGCAUCACGCAGAGACUUGUAAGUUUGGACCGUGUAGGAAGUGCAACGCUAAGCACAACACGAUCAUUCAUCGCGAGCAUAGCCGCAGCCCCACUGAGGGACGGAGGUCGCUGCUGCCGGCGCACGAGCAAGGCGAGUGUAGUAGUGAUCCUCCUCAAUUAGUUCAACGCACACAAAUGCAAUCCUAUUCAUCGCAGAUGGUCGGGCCAGCCAUUCAAGGCGAUUUAUUUUCUAUUCUAUUGAGAUUUCGCGAAAAUACUUAUAUAGCCUGUGCCGACAUCGAGAAGAUGUAUAGGCAGGUGUUAGUCGUGGAAAAUCAACGCGACCUCCAGCUUAUAUUAUGGCGAAGCAAUCCAGAUGCACCCAUCGAGAGCUAUAGAUUGAAUACGGUGACCUACGGGACUGCGUCGGCGCCUUUUCUAAGCGUGAGAUGUUUGCGACAAUUAGCUAUCGAGUGCAAUGACCUUGACGUUAAACGAAUAAUAACACAGGACUUUUAUGUUGAUGAUAUGAUUACGGGGAGCAAUAAUAAGCAUGAAUUAUUAGAAUUAUGCGAAAAAACUACUAAAGUUUUAGCUUCGGGUUGCUUUCCUCUUCGUAAAUGGUUAUUUAAUUUUGAACGGGAUAAUGUACAAUCGGAAACACAAGUGUUUAAAAAUCUUUCAUUAGGUGAACAAUCACAGUCAAAAACACUUGGAUUGAGUUGGCUUAGUCACUCUGAUCAGCUUAAUUAUCAAACUAAAAUUGAUGUUCACCCUAAUAAGAUAACGAAACGUGGUAUAUUAUCGAUUAUAUCUCAAAUUUUUGAUCCCUUAGGCUUGUUAAGCGCGACUAUAAUAUCUGUUAAAAUUCUAUUACAAAAAUUAUGGUUGUUAAAGAUUGAUUGGGACACAGAGUUACCUCACGAUGUGUCACAUGAAUUUAAUAAGUUUUUAAAUAGUCUCAAUGAACUUUGUAACAUACGUAUACCGCGCCAUGCAUUUGCUAGGUCUCACAUUCGUUCAGAACUACACAUUUUUACCGAUGCCUCUCAAGUAGCUUACGGGGCAUGUGCAUACGUACGUACCUUUACGCAAGAAGGUGUUACAAUAAGGUUGUUAUGCGCUAAGGGCAAAGUAGCCCCCUUAAAAACUUUAACUGUUCCUAGGCUUGAGCUGUGCGGCGCUAUAACGGGAGCUAGGCUUGCUGUGAAGAUAAUUGAAUCGCUCCGUUGUCAGUUCGAUGACGUCAUACUCUGGAGCGAUUCAACUAUCGUUUUAGGGUGGUUACGUAUGGCACCUUAUCAAUUAAAAACAUAUGUACAGAACCGGGUAGUCGAAGUACAGGAGCUGACGCGUGACUUUAUAUGGAGGCACGUCGCAACACACGAUAACCCAGCUGAUUUAGUGUCACGAGGUACCGAUUUAUCGACAUUAAAAGACCUAGGGUUGUGGUGGGAAGGCCCAAGUUUUCUUCACGAUCCUAAUUUUACGUCACGUUCAGCUCAGGUACAUACGACCAUGAUAAACGCAGACAAUCUACCGGAAGUUCUCGCGGUUCAACCGCAUCCAACGCACCAUGGCAUACGUUAA